AUGGCGUCCCCCUCGAUGAUCGAUCUGGAACAGCGGAAUCGCUUACCGACCCUGUUCGAAGUCCUCAGCCGUCGCACCCUCGCCCCCGUCGAUCUCUUCUCCUUCUACAUUUACAUGCGGGAUCAAAAGCGCUCGGUCGAUUAUCUGGAUUUCUGGCUCGAUGUCUCCCAACACAUGUCCCUCUGCCGCCAUUACGUGCGCGAACUACGUCGAUCCGUCUUAGUCGCCACUCCCGAUCUGGAGAAAGCCGACAGCAAGAGCUCCACGGCCGCCCUUGAGAUGCUCGAGAAGCUCGAGAGCUUCAGUGAAGUCCCCUUGGCCGAACCCGGCCCCUCGAAUUUCCCGAACCGCUUCAACGAUGUGGAGGAGAAGGACUCUGAUAUUCGGCUGUCGGCCUUCUUGCGCUCGGAAGGCCAAACUCCCGGCCAUUCGCCGCAGAAUAGCUUGGGUUCGGUGCACAACAACAACAUGUCCCAACCCUCCUCCAACGAGCAACUGCCCCGGGACAGCUCGGGCACGCGCGCCGACUCCCCGUCGCCCGGGCACACCGUCGCGCGCGCCGACAUUCGCGCCAGCGCGGAGAAUCGCGAGAUCGUCUUGCCCGAGGAGAUGGUUUCGUCCAUCAUCAACCUGGUGGAGGACGACGGUCGCGAUGACCCCGAGGUGUUCGAUCCCGCCAAGGACUACGUCUUCCAGGCGAUGGAGCGCGACGCGUUCCCGGGGUUUUUGCAGGCCAAGGCCCUGGGGAACCUGGUCCCGCUGAGCAUCGUGGCGCGCCUGGCGGUGGCGCUCGUUAGUUUCGGGGCCGGCUUCUGGGGGGCUUUCUAUGUGGUGCUCCGCGAUCAGCCGAAGCACAUUCGAUGCUGGGUGAUUUUGCCAUUUGUGGUCGCUUCUUAUUUCCUGGUCUCGUACCAGUACAAGAUCGAUCCGAUGUUGGCAGUCCUGGGGUACAGCGAGUACACGUUCAUGACCUGGUCCCCGAUCCGGGAGCCGUACGUACGGAAACUGCUGAAUAAGCGCGCGUUGGCAACGAUGAUGAUUGCGGCGUUUGUGGCGGCCGCGCUCAGCAUCUUGUUCAUCUUUGUGCCGGGAACGAUGCUCUAAUCUUCCUUCUCUCUAUCUCACUCCACCUCACUCCCUAUAUGUUUCCGUGAUUGACUGAUUGAUUGAUUUGUUAUGGUGAUGGUGGAUCUCUCCCGAUCCGACAGUGUUCAUAUAAUCUUAUACUCGACUCCAAGCGUCCGCGUCGUGAUCUGUCCAUACUAACCUGCGUUCUUUAUUCUUUUUUUCCCUUUCUUUCUCUGUCGAAUUUCUCUUCGGACAAUACCCCUUUUCUGCAA
This is a messenger RNA of Aspergillus campestris IBT 28561, 1340 nucleotides long. It is a transcript of the gene rgsB, whose product is annotated as putative RGS domain protein (Rax1). Gene Ontology annotation, biological process: intracellular protein localization. Lineage: Eukaryota; Fungi; Ascomycota; Eurotiomycetes; Eurotiales; Aspergillaceae. The transcript is spliced from 4 exons. Gene Ontology annotation, cellular component: plasma membrane. The record is from RefSeq and is a predicted model, not a curated record. Bases 1 to 1104 code for a protein of 367 amino acids.